Molecule: messenger RNA, 3409 nt
Organism: Diabrotica virgifera virgifera (western corn rootworm)
Lineage: Eukaryota; Metazoa; Arthropoda; Insecta; Coleoptera; Chrysomelidae
Product: zinc finger MYM-type protein 1-like
Exons: 4
Coding region: 359-3139 (926 amino acids)
Molecular function (GO): protein dimerization activity
Source: RefSeq, a predicted model, not a curated record
CAUAGAAGAUGAUGUCAUUUUUGCUGUGGUUUUAAAUUCCAACGGUUUCUUUUUUGUUUUCUUUUUCUUUGCAUUCUUUGGUUUCUUUUUUGCAUUCUGUCAAAUUAAGUGUGUAUGUUUAUUUAUAUUUGCAUUUUCAUUUCUUCCAUAUUACAAUAAUUAUAAUAUACACUUUACAUUACAGAUAGAUUCUUUACCAUUCCACUCUGGUUGUGAGGUUGGGGUACAAAAAGAUAUAAAAUCCCCUUUCAACUUUUAAAUUUAAAGACUCUGAUGUUCUGAUCCAAAAAUUCAAAUAGUUAUAGUGUUUAUCGACCUGUAAAGUACUUUUUGUUUUUAUCCAGUUUACUUGUUAGUUAUGGAAUUUAAUAUAGAAAAGGAAGAGUUUGUUAACAAUGACCAAAAACAUCAGAAUCAGCUUUCCACAUCAGCAGAUCUUGCUAAUUUGAAGAGUGAACCAGAAGAUAAUUCAGCUAUGGAAAUAAAAGCUGAAAUUAAGGAAGAUUUUAUUGAGGAUCAUCCUAUAUAUGUGGAAAAUCAGCUUUCAACAUCAACAGAUCUUGCUGAUUUGAAAAAUGGACCAGAGGGUAACUCAGCUAUGACAGUAAAAGCUGAGAUUAAGGAAGAUUUUAUUGAAGAUGAUCCUAGAUAUCUAGAUAGUCAGCAGUCCACUUUUCUUGAUGUAGAAGACUUGAAGAAUGAAGCAGAUGAUUAUAACUCAGUUAUGGACAAGAGAAAACGGCUUAGCGGAGCUGCAUACAGAAAAAAAGCACCAGAAAACAUAGAAGUUAAAAAAUGUCUAAUAAAGACUAUCCCAAAAAUUAACUCAUUUUUCACUACAAGAAGUAAUGAUCAUGAUGAAGCUGGUGGAUCCAGUUCUGCUAACACAGAAACUCCGUUGGCAGAACCACCAGAAAAUGUUAAUGCAGAAACAACUGAAGACUCUCCCACUGCAACGUUAACACCACCUGAAGAAUUUUUUGUGUCUACCGAUCCUGCUGAUUGGACAAAAGAUGACAGAACAAUACAAUAUUUAAUAAUGAAUCCGCCACAACAGGACCUGAAUAUUGACUUUUCAUGUUCCGCCGUUAGAGAGCAUUCGACUGGAACAAAGAGAUCCCUAAGAAGGAAUCAUUUUUUCAGAAAAAUGUUGAACGGUGAAAUGAAGUUAAGGAAUUGGCUACUUUAUUCUAUAUCGAAGAAGAGUGUAUUUUGUAUUCCUUGCCGUCUAUUUCGGGUGCAACCGACUUCUUUCACUACUGGUUUUAAUAACUGGAAGAAUGCUGUCAUCAGAUUAAAACAACAUGAAGAAUCAAAGGACCACAUCGCAAAUGUCUUGACUUUUUUCAAUCGAGGUAAAUUAAAAAACAGAAUAGACUGUUCCAUAACAAGUACGUUCAGAAGCGAAGUACAAUACUGGCGCAACGUUUUGCAACGUAUUGUUGCAACAAUAAUUACACUGACCACAAGGGGACUUUCCAUUCAAGGAGAUAAUUCAGCUAUAGGAUCAGUUCAAAACGGCAACUUUUUAGGUUGUUCAGAACUCAUAGCAGAAUUUGAUCCUUUUUUGCGCGAGCACCUUACUAAAUUUGGAAAUAUUGGUCAGGGGAACUGUAAUUAUCUGCCAAACACUAUAUGCGAGGAACUAAUAGUUUUGAUGGGAAGAAAAGUAAGAAGAACGAUUGUUGGCGAAUUAAAGCAAGAAAAAUACUAUUCUAUAAUAGUUGAUUCGACACCAGACGUUUCUCAUGUUGAUCAGCUAGCAUUUUUAGUUCGCUAUGUUUCUGGUGAUGGUAUGCCGACUGAAAGAUUUAUUAAAUAUAUUCCAUCUGAAGGUCACAACUCUGCUGCUUUGGAAUCGACAGUUAUUUCAACUUUAGAGGAAUGUACCAUUGAUUUAAGUGAUUGUCGUGGCCAGUCAUAUGAUAACGCAUCGAAUAUGUCUGGCAAAUAUUCAGAACUGCAGGCCAGAAUAAAAAAUCACAAUAAACUUGCUGAAUACGUACCUUGCUCUGGACAUUCUCUCAAUUUGGUAGGAUCUUUAGCAGCAGAAUUCUGUCUGAGCGCCACUUCCUUUUUCAUUUUUGUACAAGAAUUAUAUACAUUUUUCUCGGCUUCCACAUAUAGAUGGAAAAUUUUGACUGACAACUUAAAGUCACCUGUUGUGAAAUCCCUUAGUGAAACUAGGUGGUCUGCAAGGGCGGACGCAACUAAAGCGUUAUACACUGGCUUCAGCGAAAUAAAAGAUGCGCUUUUUAAUAUCUGUAACGACGAAUGUCAAACUGCAGUUGUAAAACAUCAAGCACUUUCUAUAUUUGUAAAAAUGGACACUUUUGAAGUGGCUUUAUUAGCUGUCAUUUGGCAACAUAUUUUAGAAAGAGUAAACCUAUCCAAUAAUUAUGUCCAGAGUCCUGCAACGGAUCUGGGUUCUGUCGUUAAAGAGUAUGAAUCUCUUUUAAAUUACUUUACCUCAAUCAGAAAUAAUUUUGCCAUUUAUGAAGAGGAAGCCAAAAAAUUAUGCCCGGAUAAAACAUAUAAAGAAAUAAGAAAGAGAAAAAGAAAAAUUCAAUUUGACGAGGGGGCCGAUGAUGAACUAAACUGUUCAGCUAGUGAUGAGAUGAAAAUACACACAUUCUAUAUUAUAAUCGACACGCUUAUGAGAGACCUGAAUAGACGUCUGGAAUCUUAUCGACUUAUUUAUCAACGUUUUCGUGUUAUAACAGAUUUACCAAAAUUAAACAAUGAAGAAAUUAAUAAAGAAGCUGAAAAUCUGAUACAAAUUUAUAAAGACGACCUAGAUGCAUCAUUCAUACAUGAAUGCAUUCUCUUAAAGGGCCAAUUGGAUAUCACAAUAAAGUCGCCAAUUGAUAUAUCUCACUAUUUAAAGAAGAGUGGAUUAAAAGAUAUUUUUCCUAAUUUUGACAUUGCUUUACGCAUUUAUUUGUGCAUUCCAGUUGCCAACGUGUCCGCUGAAAGGUCAUUUUCAAAAAUUGAAAAUAAUUUCCGAUCAAGUAUGACGCAAGAACGUCUUAAUAAUUUGUCGAUUUUGUCCAUAGAAAGUGACGUAACAAAGGCGAUAAAUUAUGACGACAUUAUAGAUGAUUUGGCCAAAGAAAAAUCAAGAGAGAAAUCUUUGUGAUCGAACUGGAAUGACAAUUUUUUUCUGUGAUAUGUAUAUAAACAUCGUAGUUUAAAUCCAUUUUUAGUGUAUUCUUUGUUAGAGUACAGUGAAUUGUGGGAACAAACCUUUGAAAUGUUGUGUUGGCAGCAGUGAGUGACAAGUUCCUGUCCUUUGUAAGAAUUGUCAUAUCACAUAGUAAUAUUGUCAAAACAAAAUGCAAGGCGCCUUUUUAUAAUAGUAAUAAUGUAACAUUACGCCUGAUAUAAAAUAAAGAAUAUUUUUAACACA